Molecule: messenger RNA, 564 nt
Organism: Brassica oleracea var. oleracea
Lineage: Eukaryota; Viridiplantae; Streptophyta; Magnoliopsida; Brassicales; Brassicaceae
Exons: 1
Coding region: 1-564 (187 amino acids)
Source: RefSeq, a predicted model, not a curated record
AUGAGACAACUAAAUAUUGUCAUUGCUGAUGAUCAUCAUUUGGCUUUCAUUUCGGACAGACAUGCGGCCAUUGCUAAGGCGCUUGAAACUGUGUAUCCAAUAGCUAAACAUGGUAUUUGCAUUCAUCAUUUGUUGAAUAAUGGGGUAACAUAUUACCAUGGGAAUGGACUUGUUGGGUUGGUUGCAAAGGCGUCCAAGGUUUAUAGAGUUGCUGAGUUUGAAAAGAUAUUUGCUAAUGUGUGUAAUAUCAGUCCGGUAAUUGGAAAAUACCUAAGCGAUGCUGAAGUCCAAAAGUGGGCAAGAUGUCAAUUCUCUGGAUAUAGAUAUGACAUAAGGACAACAAACCCUGCCGAAUCCAUCAACUCUGCUUUGCGUUCGCCGAGAGAGUAUCCAAUCAUUCCCUUGUUGGACAGUAUCAGAGAAAUGCUGACUCGGUGGUUUUAUAACCGUAAGAAAAAGAUUUCAAAGCAUAAUCAUCCUCUUACCAUAGAUGUGGAGAAAAAGAUUGAAAGGAGAACCGAGAAAGGGAAAAGAUUUGCAGUUUACCCUGUUAGCGAUGGUUGA